Messenger RNA from Scutellospora calospora, 969 nucleotides. The record is from the annotation of a GenBank genome assembly. Lineage: Eukaryota; Fungi; Glomeromycota; Glomeromycetes; Diversisporales; Gigasporaceae.
UACUUGCGUCAUUUUACUCAUUCAAAAUGAUAAUAUGGCUGAAAAAAAAUUAUCAAUAUUCAAUCGAUUCAAAAACUAAAAUUCCUUCAUUCAUUGGUUCAUUAUUUAAUUGGCGUCCUAACGCAGUAACCAUUACUGAUAAAUCAAAUUAUCAAAAAUACAUUGAUUUCAUCACAAUUAAAGAUCUUAACCUAGAGAUGAUUAAUCACACUAUUAAAGUUAUUACUAAAUUGGUUAUUGUAAAUCUUUUAGCUAUAUAUUUAAAAAAUAACAGACCACAAAUCCCGGAAAAAUCAUAUGGGUUACGAAUUUUAAAUUAUUCUUUAACUGGUCAUCCAUUUGUUGAAGCAUACGAACUCUUCUACUGCUCAUUGUGGAUUAUUCUUACAAUUACAAACUUCUCAUUCAUUUGGAACGUGACUUGUAUAAUUUUCGGAUUAAUAUUAAGACCUUUAUUAUCUAAAGGUGUUGAUAUAAAUAAAAAACAGGAAGAAAAACCAAAAUCUUUUAAAACAAUCCUCAAAGAAUGGUUGAUACUUACGAUAUUUUAUACAAAACCUCUUAUGGGUAAACCAUACUUCUCAACAAGUCCUAGAGAUCUUUGGUCAAAUCAGUGGCACCAAUUAUAUAAUGAAGUUUUUAAAGAACUUGGCUUCCUUCCGGUUCGAAAUUAUUUUAAACAUAACAAAACUCUUGGACAAAUGCUUGGAAUGCUUUCAGUCUAUUUGAUAAGUGGUUUGUUUCAUGAUUAUAUAGCAUUAGUGAUUUUUAACCAUUUUUCGAUAGAUUUUAUAGUAUUUUUCUUGUUUCAUGGAUUAGUUUUAAUUUUAUGGGAGGCAGUUGAAGGUAAAAUUUUAGGAAGAAGUAAGGGCAUAAAAGAUAGUUUUGAAAUCAGGAUUUUUAAGAUGAUGAUAUUUUUCCCAAUUAUGAUAUUUAGUUUACCACAGUUUGCUGAACCUUAUAUUAAAG